GGCCUCGGGCCCGGCUGGAGCCACGCGUGCCACGCCAUGCUCUUCGCGCCCGACCCCGGCCGCCUCUUCGGCCGCCUCCCGCUCCGCUACGCCGUCCUGAUGCAGCUGCGGUUUGAUGGCCAGCUGGGCUUCCCGGGGGGCUACGUGGACCGGCGCCUCCGUCCCCUGGAGGAGGGCCUGAACAGAGUCUUGGCCUUGGGCCUGGGCCGCGGUGUGCGCCUGGUGGAAGAGGACUACCUGGUCUCUCACGUCGCCCGGGGUCCCCGUCGCCUGGUGGCGCACCUGUAUGUCAAGCGGCUGAGUUUGCCGGAGCUGCGUGCCCUUGAGCUCCAGGCGGUGCGCUCCCGUGACCAUGGGCUGGAGGUGAUGGGGACGGUCCGCGUGCCCUUGUACAUCCGGAAGGACCGCCUGGGCGGGCUGCCGGCCUUUCUGCAGAACUCCUUUGUCGGCGCAGCCAAGUUCCAGCUGCUUUAUGCACUCAAAGUCUUGAACAUGGUUCCCGUGGGAAAGCUGGCUCAGGCUGUGGCCGCAGUGCAGGCGCCCCAAAAGACGGCCUCGGAAGCAGCGGGAACCACCUCAGCCUCCCCUCCGGCCCUCUCUCCUCCUGGGCCAGCGUGAGGGAGAGGCCGAGCGGGAGAUCCAGCCCACAGCUUCGAGGUCAGAGACUAACAGGGUCGGGGGGGGGGGGCUAGAAAAUCCCCAGGCUUUCCAAGGCCCACGUCCCUCCCUGCCUUCGACAAAGUGCCACAAUGUGCCGGAUGCCACGAACUGCAAUUGUGGAGAAGACUCUGCUCCAGUGAGGCUUCAAGCUCUCAGGUAUCAGCAAGCAGCCGCAUGCCGGUGGGUAGGGUGGGUGGUCAGUGAUGAAAAAUCCCCUCUGAGCUCUCGAACAACAGUCCAGAGAUCUCCCAAGCCAGCAAUCUGGAGAAAGGUUUUACAAAAUUUGCAACAGCGAGCAGUUUUGAGAGACCGCAGCCGCCAGUAGCUACGAGGGACUUCUCUCACCCUCCGCAAUUGUAGGGCACGCUUAUUUUAAACCAUUAACACUUACUUGAGGGUGUUCAGUGACAGGAGGAAAG
This is a messenger RNA of Gekko japonicus, 1079 nucleotides long. RefSeq names its product nudix hydrolase 16 like 1 (gene NUDT16L1). The transcript has 3 exons. Bases 37 to 618 code for a protein of 193 amino acids. The record is from RefSeq and is a predicted model, not a curated record. Gene Ontology annotation, molecular function: snoRNA binding. Gene Ontology annotation, cellular component: nucleus. Lineage: Eukaryota; Metazoa; Chordata; Lepidosauria; Squamata; Gekkonidae.